Artibeus jamaicensis (Jamaican fruit-eating bat) is the source of this 1663-nucleotide messenger RNA. RefSeq names its product heat shock transcription factor 2 binding protein (gene HSF2BP). NCBI's taxonomy places the organism in Eukaryota, Metazoa, Chordata, Mammalia, Chiroptera, Phyllostomidae. The transcript is spliced from 8 exons. The record is from RefSeq and is a predicted model, not a curated record. Gene Ontology annotation, cellular component: cytosol. The coding region runs from base 140 to 1144 and encodes 334 amino acids.
AACCCUACGAAGUUUGAGCCUCGCCGCUCUCCAUAGCCGCUCCGCUCAGUCCUGACUACGUUCCCGCACUUUCUGGCGUGAGAGGUCAGAGGGCGCGCCACCGCUCAGGCACACGGAGCGGACCCGGGCCGCAAAGGCCAUGGAUGAGGCAGACGGCGCUGAGGAGGCCUUCGGGCUCUUGGGAACCAAAGAAGAAUUUGUUAAAGUCCGAAAGAAGGACCUGGAACGGCUGACAACGGAAGUGAUGCAAAUACGGGACUUCUUACCCAGAAUACUAAACGGGGAAAUGCUGGAAACCUUCCAGAAAUUAAAGACUGUGGAGAAAAACAUGGAAAGGAAGGAGCAAGAAUUAGAGCAACUGAGAAUGGAUUGUGAGCACUUUAAAGCCCGCCUAGAGACUGCGCAAGCCGACAGCCUGCGGGAGAAGAAGGAGAAACUGGCUCUGCGCCAGCAGCUGAACGAGGCGAAGCAGCAGCUUCUGCAGCAGGCAGCGUAUUGCACAGAGAUGGGCGCAGCAGCCUGCACGCUGCUCUGGGGUGCUUCCAGGAGCGAGGAGGUGGUCAAAGCCAUUCUGGGAGGAGAGAAAGCUUUGAAAUUUUUCAGCAUCACUGGGCAGACAAUGGAGAGUUUUGUGAAGUCACUGGAUGGGGAUGUCAAAGAGCUCGACUCUGAUGAAAGUCAGUUUGUCUUUGCUUUGGCUGGAAUUGUAACAAACGUCGCUGCCAUAGCGUGUGGGCGUGAAUUCCUGGUGAACUCCAGCCGGGUGCUCUUGGACACCAUGCUGCAGCUUCUGGGAGACUUGAAGCCAGGACAGUGCACCAAACUCAAAGUGUUAAUGCUGAUGUCCCUGUACAACGUGAGCAUCAAUUUGAAAGGCUUGAAGUACAUUAGCGAGAGCCCAGGAUUCAUCCCUUUGCUGUGGUGGCUGCUGAGUGAUCCCGAUGCAGAGGUGUGUCUUCAUGUUUUGCGACUUGUCCAGUCAGUGGUUCUGGAACCAGAAGUUUUCUCCAAGUCAGCCUCCGAGUUCCGGAGCUCCCUGCCCCUGCAGCGCAUCCUGGCCAUGUCCAGGAGCCGCAACCCCCACCUGCAGACCGUGGCCCAGGAGCUCCUGGAAGACCUUCGCGCUCUGGAGUGUGAUGUGUAGGCGUGCCCCUUCCCCUUCCCGAGGUCCCCACUUUGUGUUCUGACACCAUCACUGCGUGCCGUGUGUUACAGAUGGCCAGGAGUUCUUGACUAGAGAUGGAUAGGAAUGAAUAGGUGUCCACACAGCUUCCUCCGGAAGUAAAGGUCCUUGCGGGUGGCUCAUUAAUCUUGCCAAGGGGAGCCUGAGAAAGAAUCCAUCCUGUCGCAGCGGCCGUGUCAGCUGGGCCGUGUCAGCUGGGCCUGGCUUCUCAGAGUGGUUUCUGCUCAGGCCACUUUCUGAGACCCGUGGGUUCCCCCCAGAUGGGAGAUUAAAUAACCACCUACCCCAUUGGUCAACAUUUUCCUGAGACACAUUUCUUUGAAAAACAGUUCAUUCUCUCUCUAGUAAUUAUAAUUAAUCCCCUGAAUGCAAGUUUACCUUUAAACCUUUUGGUGAACCUGCUAGUUCAGAUGCCAUCGGACACUUUAGUUUUGUAUUUUUGUGCCUCUUUUACUUUUGAAUAAAGAGAGUCAGAAGAGU